AUGGACCCUUCAUCGCCAGCUGCCACGUUUUAUUUAGCGCCUGUCAAAGGAACGAAUAAUAUGUUUUAUUGUUAUGGAAAUUCUGGAAAAUUUACGGUACAAUGUAACCAUGGACAUCAGUACGAUGAUCACCUAAAAGCCUGUGUUCCUUAUUGGUAUUACAAUUACAAGAACUUUCAAAAUGAGAUUGGAGUUUCUCACACGCCGUUAUGCCUAAAAGAAGGAACUUUUCCAUUACCUCAGCCGAAUGAAGAUUGUCGUCAUUUCUACACUUGCAAGAAGAAUGUUCAAAACCCAAAAAUUUGGGAUCAAACAAUUUAUCAGUGUGCUGGCGAACGACGAUUUAAUCCUGUAACGAAAUGUUGCUCGUAUCUCAGUCAGUGUUUGUAUGGCUUUGACGAAUUUGAUUAUGACAUUAAAUGUCCCGACAGUGGAGUUUAUAGACAUCCAUAUGAUUGCUCAACUUACUACUACUGUACGUUCGAUGCUUUCAAAGGAUGUUUUGUUGCUCGAAGAUAUUCGUGUUACGGUGAUACAGUUUUUGAUGUUUGUACUCGUGGAUGCAAACAGAUAACGAAUAUUGCUGAAUGCAAAUAUCUUCCAUUAGAUUUCCAAAAAAAUUUGUAUUGUGGAAACAAUUUGAAGGAAUAUUGUGGUUUUUGUCCGUCAUCAACUGUUUCAUCUACCACUGGAAGCACUGAGUCAACAACAGAGAGUUCGACAAAAUAUUCAACUGAAAGCACAUCUCCAGAAACAUCCACUACUGAACCAACGACAGUUGAAACUUCUACAGAGACGACGACAUCUGAAGUUACAACUACUGAACCAACUACAGUUGAAACUUCUACUGAAACGACGACAUCUGAAGUUACAACUACUGAGCUAUCGACAGUUGAAACUUCUACUGAAACGACGACAUCUGAAGUUACAACCACUGAACCAACGACAGUUGAAACUUCUACAGAGACGACGACAUCUGAAGUCACAACCACUGAACCAACGACAGUUGAAACUUCUACAGAGACGACGACAUCUGAAGUUACAACUACUGAACCAACGACAGUUGAAACUUCUACUGAAACGACGACAUCUGAAGUUACAACCACUGAACCAACUACAGUUGAAACUUCUACUGAAACGACGACAUCUGAAGUUACAACCACUGAACCAACGACAUUACAACCAACGACUGAAACUUCUACUGAAACGACGACAACGACAGUUGAAACUUCUACUGAAACGACGACAUCUGAAGUUACAACCACUGAACCAACGACAGUUGAAACUUCUACUGAAACGACGACAUCUGAAGUUACAACCACUGAACCAACUACAGUUGAAACUUCUACAGAGACGACAUCUGAAGUCACAACCACUGAACCAACGACAGUUGAAACUUCUACUGAAACGACGACAUCUGAAGUUACAACUACUGAACCAACGACAUUGACUGAACCAACGACAGUUGAAACUUCUACAGAGACGACGACAUCUGAAGUUACAACCACUGAACCAACGACAGUUGAAACUUCUACUGAAACGACGACAUCUGAAGUUACAACCACUGAACCAACGACAGUUGAAACUUCUACAGAGACGACGACAUCUGAGGUUACAACCACUGAACCAACGACAGUUGAAACUUCUACAGAGACGACGACAUCUGAACCAACUACAGUUGAAACUUCUACAGAGACGACGACAUCUGAGGUUACAACCACUGAACCAACUACAGUUGAAACUUCUACAGAGACGACGACAUCUGAGGUUACAACCACUGAACCAACGACAGUUGAAACUUCUACAGAGACGACGACAUCUGAGGUUACAACCACUGAACCAACUACAGUUGAAACUUCUACAGAGACGACGACAUCUGAAGUUACAACUACUGAACCAACGACAGUUGAAACUUCUACAGAGACGACGACAUCUGAAGUUACAACUACUGAACCAACGACAGUUGAAACUUCUACAGAGACGACGACAUCUGAGGUUACAACCACUGAACCAACUACAGUUGAAACUUCUACAGAGACGACGACAUCUGAGGUUACAACCACUGAACCAACGACAGUUGAAACUUCUACAGAGACGACGACAUCUCAAAUUACAACCACUGAACCAACUACAGUUGAAACUUCUACUGAAACGACGACAUCUGAAGUUACAACCACUGAACCAACUACAGUUGAAACUUCUACAGAGACGACGACAUCUGAGGUUACAACCACUGAACCAACGACAGUUGAAACUUCUACAGAGACGACGACAUCUGAAAUUACAACCACUGAACUAACGACAGUUGAAACUUCUACAGAGACGACGACAUCUGAAAUUACAACCACUGAACCAACUACAGUUGAAACUUCUACAGAGACGACGACAUCUGAAGUUACAACCACUGAACCAACGACAACGACGACAUCUGAAGUUACAACCACUGAACCAACGACAGUUGAAACUUCUACAGAGACGACGACAUCUGAAGUUACAACCACUGAACCAACUACAGUUGAAACUUCUACAGAGACGACGACAUCUGAAGUUACAACCACUGAACCAACGACAGUUGAAACUUCUACAGAGACGACGACAUCUGAGGUUACAACCACUGAACCAACGACAGUUGAAACUUCUACAGAGACGACGACAUCUGAAGUUACAACUACAGUGCCAACGACAGUUGAAACUUCUACAGAGACGACGACAUCUGAGGUUACAACCACUGAACCAACUACAGUUGAAACUUCUACAGAGACGACGACAUCUGAGGUUACAACCACUGAACCAACGACAGUUGAAACUUCUACAGAGACGACGACAUCUGAAACGACGACAUCUGAGGUUACAACCACUGAACCAACUACAGUUGAAACUUCUACAGAGACGACGACAUCUGAGGUUACAACCACUGAACCAACGACAGUUGAAACUUCUACAGAGACGACGACAUCUCAAAUUACAACCACUGAACCAACUACAGUUGAAACUUCUACAGAGACGACGACAUCUGAGGUUACAACCACUGAACCAACGACAGUUGAAACUUCUACAGAGACGACGACAUCUCAAAUUACAACUACUGAGCUAACGACAGUUGAAACUUCUACUGAAACGACGACAUCUGAAGUUACAACCACUGAACCAACUACAGUUGAAACUUCCACUGAAACGACGACAUCUGAAGUUACAACCACUGAACCAACUACAGUUGAAACUUCUACUGAAACGACGACAUCUGAAGUUACAACCACUGAACCAACGACAGUUGAAACUUCUACAGAGACGACGACAUCUCAAAUUACAACUACAGGGUCAACAACUUUAGAAACAACAGUUCCAGGAAUGACAACUGAUCCAAAUUUAUCGAGUUCGUCAGUUAAAUCAGAUUGCGAAGAGGAAGAACUAAAUCUUGGCGAUGGGUUGUGGUAUGAACCGAAUGUUUGUAUGAACAGUUCAUCAAUCAUAAAUGGUACUUUAAUCGAUGAAAAUAUCAGAAAUACUACAAAUACAGAGGCCAGUAUGCAUUGUUAUGCAAAUUUACGAAAUGUAAAUGAAUUUACUUGUCGAACUCAGAACUUUUCUGAAGCAGUAUCAAUUACAAGAACAGCUGAUUCCGCAGCAGUUAAGAAACAAAUUGUUUUAAUAACAGUAGAAGUUGAGCUACCCGAUCCUGGAUUUGUUAAUAUUCUAACAAGUAUAAAUGCAUAUCAUCAGCUAAUUCCUGCUGCUGCGUACCAAUCACAACCAUUUGGUGCUUACACGCAUUUUAAUAGAAAACAACUCGAUACAUCAUCAUCUGACAUAUUCUUUUUAGCUCCUGUUCCUGGAACAAAUGACAUGUUCUACUGCUAUGGAAAUACUGGAAAAUACACAGUGCAAUGUAAUAUGGGAUAUCAAUACGAUGAUAAACAAAAAGCUUGUGUCGCAGAUUGGUUAUACAAAUACAAGAACUUUCAACAGGAGCUUGGAGUAUCUCAUACACCGUUAUGCGUUAGUGAAGGUACUUUUCCAUUGGCACAGCUAAACGAAGAUUGUCGUCAUUUUUACACUUGUAAGAAGAAUCUUUAUGACCCGAAAAUCUGGGAUCAGGAUUUAUAUUUCGGAAACAAUUUAAGAGAAUAUUGUGGUUCGUUUACUUCAACUACUUCUUCAACGACGCCAGAGACGACAACUCCUGAAACUACAACGCCAGAAUCAACAACUACUUCUUCAACGACGCCAGAGACGACAACUCCUGAAUCAACAACUACUUCUUCAACGACGCCAGAGACGACAACUCCUGAAUCAACAACUACAACGCCAGAAUCAACAACUACUUCUUCAACGACGCCAGAGACGACAACUCCUGAAUCAACAACUACUUCUUCAACGACGCCAGAGACGACAACUCCUGAAUCAACAACUACUUCUUCAACGACAACUCCUGAAACUACAACUCCUACAACUCCCGAAACUACAACGCCGGAAACGACAACUCCCGAAACUACAACUCCUACAACUCCCGAAACUACAACUCCCGAAACAACAACUCCUACAACUCCCGAAACAACAACGCCGGAAACGACAACUCCCGAAACAACAACUCCUGAAACUACAACUCCUACAACUCCCGAAACUACAACGCCGGAAACGACAACUCCCGAAACAACAACUCCUGAAACUACAACUCCUACAACUCCCGAAACUACAACGCCGGAAACGACAACUCCCGAAACUACAACUCCUACAACUCCCGAAACUACAACUCCUACAACUCCCGAAACUACAACUCCGGAGACAACAACUCCUGAAACAACAACUCCUACAACUCCCGAAACUACAACUCCGGAGACGACAACUCCUGAAACAACAACUCCUACAACUCCUGAAACAACAACUCCCGAAACUACAACUCCUGAAACAACAACUCCCGAAACAACAACUCCCGAAACAACAACUCCCGAAACUACAACUCCUGAAACAACAACUCCUACAACUCCCGAAACUACAACUCCGGAGACGACAACUCCUGAAACAACAACUCCUACAACUCCCGAAACUACAACUCCGGAGACGACAACUCCUGAAACAACAACUCCUACAACUCCCGAAACAACAACUCCUGAAACAACAACUCCUGAAACUACAACGCCGGAGACGACAACUCCUGAAACAACAACUCCUACAACUCCCGAAACUACAACUCCGGAGACGACAACUCCUGAAACAACAACUCCUACAACUCCCGAAACAACAACUCCUGAAACAACAACUCCCGAAACUACAACUCCGGAGACGACAACUCCCGAAACAACAACUCCUGAAACAACAACUCCCGAAACAACAACUCCCGAAACUACAACUCCGGAGACGACAACUCCUGAAACAACAACUCCCGAAACAACAACUCCCGAAACUACAACUCCGGAGACGACAACUCCUGAAACAACAACUCCUACAACUCCCGAAACAACAACUCCUGAAACAACAACUCCCGAAACUACAACUCCGGAGACGACAACUCCUGAAACAACAACUCCUACAACUCCCGAAACUACAACUCCUGAAACAACAACUCCCGAAACUACAACUCCGGAGACGACAACUCCUGAAACAACAACUCCUACAACUCCCGAAACUACAACUCCGGAGACGACAACUCCUGAAACAACAACUCCUACAACUCCCGAAACAACAACUCCCGAAACUACAACGCCGGAGACGACAACUACUGAAACAACAACUCCUACAACUCCCGAAACUACAACGCCGGAGACGACAACUCCUGAAACAACAACUCCUACAACUCCCGAAACUACAACUCCUACAACUCCCGAAACAACAACUCCUGAAACAACAACUCCCGAAACUACAACUCCUGAAACAACAACUCCCGAAACAACAACUCCCGAAACAACAACUCCCGAAACUACAACUCCGGAGACGACAACUCCUGAAACAACAACUCCUACAACUCCCGAAACAACAACUCCUGAAACAACAACUCCCGAAACUACAACUCCCGAAACUACAACUCCCGAAACAACAACUCCCGAAACUACAACUCCCGAAACUACAACUCCGGAGACGACAACUCCUGAAACAACAACUCCUACAACUCCCGAAACUACAACGCCGGAGACGACAACUCCCGAAACAACAACUCCCGAAACAACAACUCCUGAAACAACAACUCCCGAAACUACAACUCCCGAGACGACAACUCCUGAAACAACAACUCCCGAAACUACAACGCCGGAGACGACAACUCCCGAAACUACAACGCCGGAGACGACAACUCCUGAAACAACAACUCCCGAAACUACAACUCCGGAGACGACAACUCCUGAAACAACAACUCCUGAAACAACAACUCCUACAACUCCCGAAACUACAACUCCUGAAACAACAACUCCUACAACUCCCGAAACUACAACUCCGGAGACGACAACUCCCGAAACAACAACUCCCGAAACAACAACUCCCGAAACAACAACUCCCGAAACUACAACUCCUGAAACAACAACUCCUACAACUCCCGAAACUACAACGCCGGAGACGACAACUCCCGAAACAACAACUCCCGAAACAACAACUCCCGAAACAACAACUCCCGAAACAACAACUCCCGAAACAACAACUCCUGAAACAACAACUCCCGAAACUACAACUCCCGAAACAACAACUCCGGAGACGACAACUCCUGAAACAACAACUCCUACAACUCCCGAAACUACAACUCCUGAAACAACAACUCCUACAACUCCCGAAACUACAACUCCGGAGACGACAACUCCCGAAACAACAACUCCCGAAACAACAACUCCCGAAACUACAACUCCGGAGACGACAACUCCUGAAACAACAACUCCUACAACUCCCGAAACUACAACUCCGGAGACGACAACUCCCGAAACAACAACUCCGGAGACGACAACUCCUGAAACAACAACUCCUACAACUCCCGAAACUACAACUCCUGAAACAACAACUCCUACAACUCCCGAAACUACAACUCCUGAAACAACAACUCCUACAACUCCCGAAACUACAACUCCUACAACUCCCGAAACAACAACUCCUGAAACAACAACUCCCGAAACUACAACUCCGGAGACGACAACUCCUGAAACAACAACUCCUACAACUCCCGAAACUACAACGCCGGAGACGACAACUCCCGAAACUACAACUCCGGAGACGACAACUCCUGAAACAACAACUCCUACAACAACAACUCCCGAAACUACAACUCCUGAAACAACAACUCCCGAAACUACAACUCCGGAGACGACAACUCCCGAAACAACAACUCCCGAAACUACAACUCCCGAAACUACAACUCCUGAAACAACAACUCCUACAACUCCCGAAACUACAACUCCGGAGACGACAACUCCUGAAACAACAACUCCUACAACUCCCGAAACAACAACUCCCGAAACUACAACUCCGGAGACGACAACUCCCGAAACAACAACUCCCGAAACAACAACUCCCGAAACUACAACUCCGGAGACGACAACUCCUACAACUCCCGAAACUACAACGCCGGAGACGACAACUCCCGAAACUACAACUCCGGAGACGACAACUCCUGAAACAACAACUCCUACAACUCCCGAAACUACAACGCCGGAGACGACAACUCCCGAAACAACAACUCCCGAAACAACAACUCCCGAAACAACAACUCCCGAAACUACAACUCCGGAGACGACAACUCCUGAAACAACAACUCCUACAACUCCCGAAACAACAACUCCUGAAACAACAACUCCUACAACUCCCGAAACUACAACGCCGGAGACGACAACUCCUGAAACAACAACUCCGGAAACAACAACUCCUGAAACAACAACUCCUACAACUCCCGAAACUACAACUCCUGAAACAACAACUCCUACAACUCCCGAAACUACAACGCCGGAGACGACAACUCCUGAAACAACAACUCCCGAAACUACAACUCCCGAAACAACAACUCCGGAGACGACAACUCCUGAAACAACAACUCCUACAACUCCCGAAACUACAACGCCGGAGACGACAACUCCCGAAACAACAACUCCCGAAACUACAACUCCCGAGACGACAACUCCUGAAACAACAACUCCCGAAACAACAACUCCUGAACCAACAACUCCUGGAUCUACUUCGACAACCAUGUCAGAUUUAUCUUCUACAGUUGUUUCUGAUAAUGAUAGCGAAAGUUCGCUUGUAAGAUCGUCUGUCGAUGACGAUCCUCUUCUUGCAUCUAAUCGAAAUUCUGUUGUUGACCCGAAUGUUGAAAAUUCGCAUGGUUCUCAACCAGCUGGCUCAAAUGACCCACAGACAAACGACCAAAAUGACCAAAGCGUUGAUCCAUCGCAUGUCAACUCAAUUGUAGAUAAAAGCAAAAAAGACGGACAAACAGAAGACUCUGACAUAAAUGAAAGAAAUGGACCAGGAUUUUGGUUUGAGCCAGCUUCGAAACCAGUCGAUGAAAGUAAGGAUAACAGUUUAGCUAAAACGCCAACAUCAUGUAGCUGUUCUGGAAAUGAUUGCACGAGCAGUUCCUGUUCUACAAACAAACAUUGUUUCGCGAAUCUAAAAGAAAAGACGCAACACACUUGCGGAUCUCAAAAUAAAAAAGAAGCAAUUUCAGUAGUUAUUAAAGACCGUGCAAACUGUGAUGCUGGUGAAAGCGACGACGUUGUGCUCACUGUAAAACUAAAAUUGCCUAAAUCUGGGAAAUCUGUUAAUUUAGAAGUUAAAAAUGUUAACAAUACCGUUUGUUCCUAA
Messenger RNA from Culicoides brevitarsis, 8769 nucleotides. Its product is annotated as mucin-17-like. Gene Ontology annotation, cellular component: extracellular region. The record is from RefSeq and is a predicted model, not a curated record. Gene Ontology annotation, molecular function: chitin binding. The coding region runs from base 1 to 8769 and encodes 2922 amino acids. The transcript is spliced from 16 exons. NCBI's taxonomy places the organism in Eukaryota, Metazoa, Arthropoda, Insecta, Diptera, Ceratopogonidae.